AUGUACUUUCGCAGGAGCGAGCCGCGGCUGAUCAGCUUCCAGAAGGAGGGCUCCGUGGGGCUGCGGCUGUGCGGCGGGAACCGCUCCGGCGUCUUCGUCUCCGGCGUGCAGCCCACCAGCCCCGCGGCGCUGCAGGGGCUCCAGCCGGCGGACAAAAUACUGAAGGUAAACGACAUGGAGAUGAAGGGUGUGACAAGAGAGGAGGCAGUUCUGUUCCUGCUAAGUCUUCAGGAGAGGAUAGACCUGAUAGUCCAGCACUCCCCCGACGAGUACAACGCUGUGGCCAGCGGGCAGACACCCGGCGACUCGUUCCACAUAAAGACGCACUUCCACUACAUGGAGCCGCGCGACGGCGAGAUGUCGUUCCGCAGCGGCGACGUGUUCCACGUGGUCGACACGCUGCACAACGGCACCGUCGGCGCCUGGCAGGUCUACAGGAUAGGUCGCAGCAAUCAGGAGGUGCAGAAGGGCAUAAUCCCCAACAAAGCGCGCGCGGAGGAGCUGGCCACGGCGCAGUUCAACGCCACCAAGAAGGAGAUGUCCGGGAACGACGCGAAGCACUAUUUCUUCCGCAGACGCCGCUCCACGCAUCGCAGGACCAAGAGUCUGGGAAAGGAGCACUGGGACGAGGUGGUGCUGUCGGACAGCAUCAGCAAGUUCCCCGCGUACGAGCGCGUGGCGCUGCGCGCGGCCGGCUUCGUGCGGCCCGUCAUCGUGCUGGGCGCCGCGGCCGACCUCGCCCGCGACCGCCUGCUCGCCGACCACCAGGACUCCUUCGCCACGCCCAAAAUGGACAGCACGUUGGAGGAGAGCAAGACCAAGUCGGCCGGCAUCAUCCGGCUGUCCAGCAUCCGCAGCAUCAUGGAGCGGGGCAAGCACGCACUGCUCGACAUCACCCCCAACGCCGUGGACAGGCUCAACUACGCGCAGUUCUACCCCAUCGUGAUAUUCCUCAAGGCCGACAGCAAGCACACCAUAAAGCAGCUCCGCGCCGGACUACCGAAAUCGGCGCACAAAUCAUCGAAGAAGCUUCUAGAGCAGUGCCAGCACAUGGAGCGCGUUUGGGGCCACGUGUUCACCCACACCAUCACCCUGAGCGAGGCCAACCUCAGCAGCUGGUUCGGGAAGCUGGUCGAGCUGAUCCAGCGCACCGACCAGCAGAAGUUCUGGGUCUCCGAGACCAAGCACGUUGAAAUGGUGUCGGACAUAUACUUCCCGGUCCCCCCCCCCCCCUGUCCGGCCUUCUACCCGAUAUCGCCCCCCAUCAGCUACCACCAUCCGCAAUCGCCUCACAGGACGAUCCGUCCGCAUAACAUGCCCCCAUCUUACAACACGACUAACAGCAAGCGCCACGAUCAAAUAUACGACGCGAACAGGAACCACGUGGUCCCCUACUACUACUCCGAGACCCUAACUCCAUGCAUGCCUAAUACUAAUACUCACAGCGUUCCUAACCCUAGCCCGGGCAACAGAAAUAGGCACACCUUCGCCAGUUAUCCGUACGACGAGAGGCAGAGGCACUACCAGCGAAUGAGGAUCAAUGCUAGAAUGAACAACUCGGCCAAUCCCCCCGAGGUGUUAUAUGGCCAAUACAAAAGCAAUCCGGUACAGCCGUACAGGCCGUACAGCGUCCUGGAAGCCUCUAAGCCCGGUUCCGGGUUCGAUCCUUCGAACACGAGACCGUCAGUCAUGCCAGUAACCGAGCAGUUCCUGCCGGCGUCGGUAUUCUUCCAAAACGAGCCGAAGACCCUCGCCGACGAGGGGCCCGAAUGGAAAACGCGACUCAGAACGGACCCGCCUAAGCUCCUAGACAAACCCACGAAGCCGGUAUGCAGGAUCCCCCACUGCAAAUGCAACGGGAAACCGGGAAACCUAACCCAACAAACGAGGUUCAGCGAACCGCGCACCCUACCAGCCAUCUCGCCCAGGUCUCUGGCCAGACUAAAGAACCUAUCUCUGCCGACUCUCAAGUUGGAUGAGUUCGAAAGGGAAGAGAAGUUCGACAGUGCUGAGGCGGAAAGAGAUGUAGCUAGUGCACUAACCAAACCGAUUUCCGAACAGCACUUGGGUUAUGUU
Iphiclides podalirius (scarce swallowtail) is the source of this 2076-nucleotide messenger RNA. The record is from the annotation of a GenBank genome assembly. Lineage: Eukaryota; Metazoa; Arthropoda; Insecta; Lepidoptera; Papilionidae.